AUAAGCUUCAGUGCAGGCAUCAUGGCAUGCGGCACUGCACGUCAGUGGCGCAUGGCUCUGGCACUCUUCUCGUGCGUCGUGUCAAACGGCCAGACGCCAAGUCGGGAAUCUUAUGCUCAGGUCUUGGAUGCGGUGUUCACAGAGAAACUGAGCUUUGGUCUUUUCCGGCAGGCCCUUAAGGACCAAGCCUGGCCGAACAUGCUCCGUAGUGGGGGCACACAGCUGGAUGUUCACUUUCAUUCCAGUGGCUCAGCUAUGCUAGCUGUGCUGUGCUGGCUGGCUGAGAUCGUCCUACGGAAAGUUGCUGCCGGCCAGAGCCUCACAUCUUUCGAGAUCAUCACGGGCUGGGGCAAGUCGCGGGAGUCAUGGCAGACAUCAGAUGUGCGAGCAUCGGUGCUGAAUUUGCUUGAUCGGUGUGGGAUUCUAUGCAAGGUCCAUCCUAGCAACCAAGGCCUUUUGCAAGUCGAUUUGCGAGGAUCUGAUGUACUCGGGUUGCGAGCAUUCUUUCCGGAGGCA
Molecule: messenger RNA, 516 nt
Organism: Symbiodinium pilosum
Lineage: Eukaryota; Dinophyceae; Suessiales; Symbiodiniaceae
Source: the annotation of a GenBank genome assembly